CUUGCAGCGCGAGGCACAACAAAAGUGAAGGUGGUCGAGAGCGCGUACUUGACGGCAAGUCGGCAACUCGCUUGCGUGACGGCAGGUUGUGUCGCGUGCGUGCGGUCCGUGAUGUACAGGUGGUGGUGGCUGGUGGUGCUAGCGGCGAGCGCGGCGGCGGCGGGAACCCGCCUGCCGAGGACUUCGCCGCCCGCGCCCUCGCCCGCGCCCUCGCCCUCUAGCGGCCCUCGCUUGCCGCAGAGGAACUUUACGAUAUCCUCCCGCUCCUCUGUAAGAAACAGAGAACAAUACAUUUUUAAUGUAUUUGAAGUCAUCGUCAGUACCCUGGAAACUAAACUACAAAGAAUUGAAAACCUUGACAAAGCAGUAGAGCAUCUAAUGAGAAGAGUAGAAGCACUUGAUUCAAGAGUUAAUGACAAUAUACAUAAAACAGAUGCAAUAAUAUCCAAACUUGGAAACUUAGACUUUAAACUUUUUAGUCACAUUGCUCAAGGUGAUGAACCGAGUGUAACGGAAAAUGUAAACAGCCGAAGAAACGAUAAUAAAAUCAAUAACGCUCAUAUGCUUGACAAAAAACUCGAGUCUUUAGAUCAAAAAGUUUCUGAUAUUGAUUCUAAAUUAGUAGGACUAAAAACUCAGAUAGAUAAUAACUUCUUGCCAGUUGAUGAUAUCAAUGCAGAAGCAAGUGAAAAGAAACCUAUUAAUCUGAAUGUAAUCGAAAUAGCCAAAAGCCUUAACUCAGAAGUAAUAAAUGAAAUAACAAAAGAAGUUGAUCAACUACGUACUUCAAUGUCAACGGUAGACCGCAAAUUGCAAUUUCAUAUAAAUCUUGUUUCUGAAAAUUUAGGAAAAGUUCUAUAUAUGAUGGCUGAUGUCCAUGCUGCUAUAGUGGAACCAGAAUCUGCUUCUAUAAACGUUAACAACAUAUUUAAAAAUCGCACAGUAACAAGUACACAGUCCCCAGUACAGAAAUCUAGCAAAAUUGAUACGUUAGUCAAUAAAAUAAUACCAAUGAUGAGUGUUUCAGAGAAAAUGGAUGAAGUGUGGGAUGUGGUGGUUGGGACGAAGAGCUCGGUUGAUGAUUUAGUUCCGAAAUCCGACGAACUUUUAACUCAAACACAACGACAAGAGCGUGCUAUUGGACAAAUCCAUAAUGAUUUGCGAUUGAAAACAAAUCUGAUCAUAGAAAAUCUUGAUAUGGUUGAAAAGCGGUUGAAGAAACAGGAAGAUGAUGUAGCUACAUUGGCACAGCGGCCGGUGCCUGCCGAACUACUACUGGAUCCAACUAUCGAUAGACUGGUGGAGUACGCGCCAAACAGAUACAGAGUUGAAGAUCCGUCAACUGAUCCAACUACAAGUACGAUACCGAUGACAACACCUCCCACAUACCUAAUCAACAACAGCCCAACAAUUCCGAGCAACUCAAGUGCAAGUCCGACGAGUGCAACUGUGACUGUCACCCCUGCAACGGGCAGCGCUGGUAACAGUUCGGGCCCGACCAGCCCGCGCCCUACAAGCCGCAAAGGUGGCAUCAUAUUCCCGAGUGUCAAAAACAAGCCGAUCAUCGGAAACAACACAUUCGCUUCGGAGAUCGUCGCCAACUACAAAGACGUCAAAGGCUACUCGUGUGUGGACCUUCUAAACGCUGGUAUGCGAGAGUCGGGUGUCUACUACCUUCAGAUACGAGGCACUACGUAUUGGUUCUUAAAAGUAUACUGCGAACAAAACGUUGCAGAUGGCGGUUGGACGGUUAUCCACAGGCGCGAUGAUUACGGUGUCCCGGCUGAAAAUUUCAACCGUGACUGGAGUGAUUAUAAAAAUGGAUUUGGCGAUCCCAGUAAGGAGUUUUGGUUGGGAAAUGAAAACAUUUACAUGCUGACUAACAAUGACGAUUACAUGCUCAGAGUGGAGUUGGAAGACUUUGACGGCAAUAAAAGAUAUGCGCAGUAUUCGCACUUCAAGAUAUACUCGGAAGCGGAAUACUACAAGUUGGAGAUCGAAGGCUAUGAAGGAAAUGCCGGUGAUUCUCUCAACGACCCCUGGUACGGGUCCAACAAUAGCCCCUUCUCUACAUAUAACAGGGACAACGACCGGUCGUCGCUCAACUGCGCUUCAAUGUUGAAAGGCGGUUGGUGGUGGAAAUCAUGCGGUCGUGGUCUCAACGGACUCUACUUGCACGAUCCACAAGACCUCACAGCAAGACAAGGCAUAGUGUGGUUCCGCUGGAGAGGUUGGGACUACACACUCAAGAGAGCAUCCAUGAUGAUCAAGCCCAAAGGCUUACAACCCAACACAUGAAAAUAUCUCACCCGUCUUUCAUUUAUGUAGUUAUUCAUCUAUUAAUUAAGUCUUUGUUCAAUUGUUACGUGGAUUUUACACUAUUGAUUAAUAUUUAUGCGAUUGCAUUCACACAGACAGGUACAUUUUUGUUUUGCAUUCAAAGUUGGACUUUAAACACCUAAUAAUAAAGUUCAAAAAAUUUUGUAUGACGUAUAAUAUAAGCUAAAUGAGAUUUGUAUGCAUAAAUCUCUAGCAUACACUCAACUAUAUUUUCAUGCUAUCUGAUAUACACAUCCUAGAAAUUAAUUUUAUUUUUCUCCUCGCAUUGUAAAGUUGCAAGCUUUUGUUUUUUAAAUAAUAUUUUCCUGCAAUCAUUAUUAACAAAGAUAUUGAAUCCAUGUAAUGACCUAGAACAUAGCCAGCCGCAUAUCGCUCAAUUCGGUGUAUAGAUCCGUACCAAGUUAUCUAAGUAAUUGUUGUCUUUGUAAAUAAUUCCCUUAGAAAUCAUUCAUACCACAAAUUCACUACAUACCCUUCUUCAAUAUUUGUUUCACCGAUGAGGUCAUGGGACAGAUUUCAUACAUCUAUGAACAUUUACAUGUACAAAAUACAUUUUAUCUUACACUAACUUUGGCAGCUGUUGAUAUAAAAUAUUUCAUUAUUUCAAUUUAAUUAUAAUGAUUGCAGAAAUUUAAUGAACGCAAUAUACUCACUUUUAAAUUAAAAUUAUGACUCAUUUUGUUGUUUGAAGUUUUAGAAUUCUAAUAUAUAAAUUAUUGAUAAGUAGGUACAUAAUUUAAAUUUCGUUUGAUAUGAAAUCUCUCCUUUAGUCUCAUAGGUAUUGUAUAUAACAGCUGAUAAUAUAUUAUCAUUUCACUUUGCCCUUGAGUCUCGAUGUGCCACAACCCAAAUUCAUUAAUUUAUUAUUCAUAACUGUAUAGGUACAUUAAAUUUUCAUUAAUUAGCUUUGUAAUAUUAGUUUGUAAUAUAUGUAAGAAUUAAAUUAAGUUGUAAAUAAAUAUAAUGUCUAUAUGAUUUGAUAAGAUAUAAAAUGACGGUCUAUAUGACUUUUAUGUAUACUAAAUUGUCUAAUUAAGUCGGCAGCUAUAUUUUACGAGUAUUUAUUUAUUAUAUUGAAAGCCCAGUUUACUAAAAUUUUCGUCUUUAAAAAUAAAAUAUUGUCUGACAAUAAUAAAUAUUGUAUCUACUUACAUUUACACAAAAGGGACAAGAUAUCGAUAAUGCAUUCGGUAUAUAAAUACAUAGUUAUGUUAAUUGGAAUUACAUAAUAUAUGUAGGUACCUAAUUAUGUAGUACAUUUAUAUUGUUGUAUUAACAAUUUUCUCAUGAAUAUGUUUUUCACACUUUCAUAUAUUGCAAUGUAAAGUCAUUACUGACGGGUUACGCUUAAAAAUUGAAAAGUACCUAAGCAUCAUUCUGUAAUUUAAUUACCUAUAAGUUUAUCACAGCUAUAAGAAAUUGAAUAUAUUUAGGUAUAUACAAGACUAACUAUACUAAAAGCACAUUCGAUGUGCAUAGUAUAGCAAAAAACAAAUUAAAAAAUCAAUUGCGUCUCGGACCACGCGCAGUGUAGGGUUCCGUAGAUUAAAUUAUCAUUUUUUUCUGGGUUUAUCUGCGAUCGGUAAAAUAACUAGGUAUAAGCAGAUGUGUUCUAUGAUAACUUCGCUUUUCAAAUGUAUUCACCAGUGAGAACAUCUCAUAUUUGUUUUAUAUUAAAUCUAAAUAGUGUGCUUCCUUAUAAGCCUGUUCUGAUAUGUCCUGUGAAUCAGUUUUGAAGCCAGAACAUUUGGACUCAUUAGUCGUGUUUUAUACAUCUGCGAGACGCAGUUUCUCUUCAUUAACAGUUUUCAUCUUUAGUUGCUCGUGAAUCUCGUCAUUCUUUAUGAACCACGGAACACUACAGAUCUUUCUCAAAAUAAAAUUUUGGGUCCUUUUCAGAAUGGUUAAUAUGUUACUAAUUUAAUCUACGGAACCCUACACUGCACGUGGCCCUACACUGCGCUUGGCCCGCAAAUUUUCCUAUACCUGUUUUGUAAGUUUACAUAUAACAUAAGUACUACCUACCUACCUAUAUUAUGUGUUUGGUACUUAACUACCGAUUUGCUUAGAUAGGUAUCUAGGAAGAAGUUGGAGUAAAAAUACCUACUAAUUAUAAUUUUAUUAUAAUAAAUGUGAAAUUCAUUUUUCUCACAAAUCGCGUGAGAGAGCGUUUUUCCAGUCGUAAAAAUUCUCAUGCUCAUAGAAGAGCUCCAGAGAUUAGGACAAACAGACAAAAUUUAAAAAGUAUUUUGAGUUUUAGUAUUGUGUAAAUAAUGGCUAUAUUAUUUUGAAAUUAAAACAAUUUUAAUAAUUUAAAUUGAAUAAUGUAAAUGUAAAAUAAAUAAAUACUUAAAUGUAAAUUUAAAUAUUGAUAGUUCCCUCCUUAGGGUUUUAGAGCUGGACUUAGUCCCGUCACAAUCUUUACCAUUUGAAGGGGGGAAGAAUUAUGGAUUAAAUGCAAUAUGUUGGUUUUAAAUUCACAUUAGGUGUUAUACUUUAUUUUCGCCAGGUAAUUAUCUAAGUCAAAUAUGUACUUAUAUGCAUCGUAUACCUUGUCGACCUUACCUCUGUAUUUCUAGAACUUUUUAUAUAUUAUGUUUGAUGGCUUGACACAGAUAACUGUGAACAUGUACCUACCUUGUUUAAAACAAUAUAUCUGCAUAUUUUUAUAAAAACAAA
This is a messenger RNA of Bicyclus anynana (squinting bush brown), 5019 nucleotides long. Its product is annotated as angiopoietin-related protein 2. Bases 112 to 2298 code for a protein of 728 amino acids. The record is from RefSeq and is a predicted model, not a curated record. Lineage: Eukaryota; Metazoa; Arthropoda; Insecta; Lepidoptera; Nymphalidae. The transcript is spliced from 8 exons.